AUGCAAAACAUAAUUUUUAAAAAUGUAUUCAAAGCAACUGCAAUUAAAGAUAUAUCUAAGAAAGAGUUUUAUUACCAGUUGGCUUCUUUUUAUGCCCUGAGGAGAGUUCCGUCAAAAUGUUUUUCAAGUCAAGAGCCGGUUAAAUCGCUCUUGCCAACCCAUGAUGAGUUUAGUGUUCGCCACAUUGGACCAAGAGAACAUGAGCAGAAGCUCAUGUUAGAAGAACUGGGACUUGAAAGCAUCGAUGAACUAAUAAAUAAAACAGUGCCAGAAAACAUAAGACUGAAUCGCCUGUUGAAUAUAGACUCCCCCAAAGGUGAACAUGAAUUACUGCAGUACUUAAGGGAAGUCGUUGAUAAAAAUCAAAUUUGGAGAUCUUAUAUAGGUCUGGGAUAUUACAAUUGUUUGGUUCCUCAUUGUAUACUGAGGAACAUCUUUGAAAAUCCUGGAUGGACAACUCAGUAUACGCCAUAUCAAGCGGAAAUCGCUCAAGGAAGACUAGAAAGCCUCUUAAAUUACCAAACCAUGGUUGUAGAUCUGACUGGAUUAGACAUUGCAAAUGCAUCACUCUUGGACGAAGGAACUGCUGCUGCCGAAGCAAUGGCUCUCAGCAUAAGAUUCUGCAAGCGAAAGAAGUUUUAUUGCUCCGACAAAGUGCAUCCACAGACUAUUGCAGUGGUUGAAACCAGAGCCAGUGCAAUGGGAGUGCGAAUAAUAGUCACGGAUUUAAAAAAGGUUGAUUUAGCAAAGAAGGAUCACUCCGGUAUGCUGUUCCAGUAUCCUGACACAGAAGGAAAUAUCUCUGAUUUUACAGAAAUGGUGGCACAGUGUCAUAAAAGUGGGGGACUUGCAGUUUGUGCCACUGACCUACUCGCACUAACAGUACUGAAACCUCCUGGAGAAUUCGAUGCCGAUAUAGCUGUUGGGACAAGUCAAAGAUUUGGUGUCAAUCUUAAUUAUGGAGGCCCACAUGCUGGCUUCUUCGCUGUCAAAAGCAAGUUCACUCGUUUAGUGCCUGGAAGAAUGGUUGGAGUCACUAAAGAUUCAUCUGGAAACCUUGCAUACAGAUUAGCGCUUCAGACAAGAGAGCAGCAUAUCAGGAGAGACAAAGCCACGAGCAACAUAUGCACGGCUCAGGCUCUUUUGGCUAAUAUUUCAGCCAUGUAUGCUGUAUAUCACGGUGCUGAAGGACUAAUAAGUAUUUCGUUUAAAGUCAGCAAUGCCACUAGACUUUUAGCAGAAGGUGUUCAAGCAGCGGGACACAAACUUCAACAUGAGAAAUUUUUUGAUACGAUUAAAAUUAUUCCACGGACUGAAAUUUCGAAGAUCAAGCAACGUGCGGAGGACAAGAAAAUCAAUCUUCGUUAUUUUCCCGAUGGAACGGUGGGUGUCUCCUUGGACGAAACUAUUGAGCAGAAAGAUCUUGAAGACUUGUUUUACAUUUUCGAGUGUCCUCACACUGUGGACGAAUUAGCUGAAAAAAUUUCCAAUACACCAAACAACGUGCUGUCAAAUGAUUCAGAAUUCAGACGAAGAUCCAAAUUUUUAACUCAUCCUGUAUUCAACAAGCAUAGAUCAGAAGCCAGUCUAGUUCGAUAUAUGAAAAUUUUAGAGAAUAAAGACAUUUCUUUGGUCCAUUCAAUGAUACCAUUGGGCUCCUGUACAAUGAAGCUUAACAGCACAACUGAAAUGAUGCCUUGUUCCUGGCCCCAAAUUGUUAAUAUUCAUCCCUUUGUUCCAUUGCAACAAGCACAAGGCUAUCAACAACUUUUUGAAGAACUAGAAAAAGACUUAUGUGAGAUCACUGGUUAUGAUAAAAUCUCAUUUCAACCAAACAGUGGUGCCCAAGGGGAAUAUGCAGGUCUCAGAACCAUAAUGUCAUAUUUAAAGGCUACAGAACAAGAAAAAAGAACAGUAUGCUUGAUUCCUACAUCUGCCCAUGGAACAAAUCCAGCGAGUGCUCAGAUGGCUGGCAUGUCUGUGAAGCCAAUUAAUGUCAUGCCUUCUGGAGAUAUAGACAUGGAUCAUCUGAAGGAAAAAUUGAAAGACUUCAAAGAUACUGUUGGCUGCAUGAUGAUUACCUAUCCAUCGACUAAUGGCAUUUUUGAAGAAAGUGUGAGAGAAAUUUGUGAGCUGGUGCAUUCGUUUGGUGGCCAAGUGUACUUAGAUGGGGCUAAUAUGAAUGCUCAAGUAGGUCUUUGUCGACCAGGCGAUUAUGGCUCUGAUGUAUCGCAUAUAAAUUUGCACAAAACUUUUUGCAUUCCUCAUGGUGGUGGUGGACCAGGAAUGGGUCCCAUUGGAGUGAAAUCUCAUUUGGCUCCCUUUCUGCCUUCGCAUCCUAUAAUAAAUCCUCUUGAAUCUCUUGGCACUGAAGCAAAAUCUUUUGGAGUCGUAAGUGCUGCUCCAUGGGGGUCUUCGGCUAUCCUUCCAAUUUCGUGGGCAUACAUUAAAAUGAUGGGAUCAAAAGGUCUGAAAUCAGCUACAGAAGUUGCAAUUCUAAAUGCUAACUACAUGUGUAAGAAACUACAAAACCACUAUAAAAUAUUAUAUCACGGCAAAGCUGGUAUGGUUGCUCAUGAAUUUAUAAUUGAUGUCAGGGGGCUUAAAAAUACAGCAAAUAUUGAAGCAAUGGAUAUUGCCAAAAGACUUCAAGAUUAUGGAUUCCAUGCCCCUACAGUAUCAUGGCCUGUAGCAGGUUCAUUGAUGAUUGAACCAACUGAGUCUGAGGACAAAGAUGAGCUUGACCGGUUUUGCGAAGCAAUGAUAAAUAUCCGUCAAGAAAUUAGAGACAUAGAAAACGGUGUUUCAGAUCCAGAAAUCAACGUGUUGAAAAUGGCUCCACACACACAAAGAGUUGUUUGCUCCUCCAACUGGAACUUACCAUAUUCAAGAGAAAAAGCAGCAUUCCCUGCAACUUUUGUGUGUCCUGAAACCAAGCUUUGGCCUACUGUCAGUCGCAUUGAUGAUGUUUAUGGUGAUACUAACCUCAUGUGUUCAUGCCCACCUAUGGAAAGUUAUGGCCAGGAAUGAACCAUCAGCAUUUUUGUUUCAAUUAAACCAAAAGACUUCUGCAAUUUUUGUAAUUUUUUUAUGGUCCAAACAGAUUAAUAAAUCCAGUCUUCCAAUG
Molecule: messenger RNA, 3127 nt
Organism: Uloborus diversus
Lineage: Eukaryota; Metazoa; Arthropoda; Arachnida; Araneae; Uloboridae
Product: glycine dehydrogenase (decarboxylating), mitochondrial-like
Exons: 23
Coding region: 1-3030 (1009 amino acids)
Biological process (GO): glycine decarboxylation via glycine cleavage system
Cellular component (GO): mitochondrion; glycine cleavage complex
Molecular function (GO): pyridoxal phosphate binding; glycine binding; glycine dehydrogenase (decarboxylating) activity
Source: RefSeq, a predicted model, not a curated record